Molecule: messenger RNA, 1406 nt
Organism: Chironomus riparius
Lineage: Eukaryota; Metazoa; Arthropoda; Insecta; Diptera; Chironomidae
Source: the annotation of a GenBank genome assembly
ACAGUUUCUAAAUCCAACUGAUAAGAUACCGAAUGACUUCUUCAGAUUAUUUUUUGAUAGAUAAUAAAUAAGUCUGUAUGUUUAUUAAGUCAUCAGGAAGACAUUAAGUUAGUCGAAUUUUUGCGGUGAACCAGGUUGGAGUAAAGAAUAGCAAUCAUGAAGCAGAAUAUAUUAGCAUUAACAAUCUUAUGCCUUUGCAUUUCAUCAAUUCCAUUAUCGUCAGCUCAAGAGCAAACUCUACCAUGUACAUUCCGUAUGAUGGAUGGAUUCUAUGAAUGCUUUUUAAAUGCUGUAUCAACACCUAAUAAUGAGCUCUGGAAUUUUGCUUUCACUGGAACUCAUAUUGCAGGUCAAAGUAAUGCUGGGGUAACAAGGUUGAACAUCCAAGGAUCCAGAUCAUAUUUUAUCAUCAGACAAGCCUUCACAACUUUUGUUAACUUAAGAGUUUACAGCUUUACUGCUCCAAUUGCCGGAAAUGUUAUGAGAUUCCAAGCAGAUGCCUUCCAAAAUGCUAAUAUGCUGGAACAAAUCAUAAUUAAUGGAGCAGGACUUAAUACUAUAUUUCCAAAUGCUUUAAUUGGAGCUCCAAAUCUUCAAGUUCUUAAUUUACAAAAUAAUCUGUUAACAUCAUUGCCUAAUUCUUUAUUGGAUUUAUCAUAUCGUCUUACGACCUGCAACUUGAUGCAAAAUCAAUUGACCGAAAUUCAUCAAACAUUCUUUGCACGUACUACGAACAUAACAAAUAUUAACUUGAAUAAUAAUCAAUUGACUAGUUUACCCCAAAUUUUAUUAUCACAAACGAGAUUGAUUGUUCAAUUCCAUGCUCAAUCCAACCAAAUUAAUGCUAUUGGACGAAGAUUCUUGGAUAAUUUGAAUGCCUUGACAACUUUGAACUUACUUGGAAAUGCCUGUGUGUCCCAAAACUUCCCAAAUAUCAACAGUGGAAACAUCAACGACGUUCAUACAGCACUUCAAAAUUGCUAUAACAACUAUGGAGGAAGUGUAGAACCAAGAUCCUUCAGAAUGAACUUAAGAGGAAUGAUGACAUUAUGGAGAGAGGAUGGAACUUUAGUUGGUCGAUUGUAAGCUAGCCUGAAUUAUAUAACACCAAAAAAUAUUGUUCAAUACAUUUAAGCAUAAAGGUGUCAUCCGCAAAUUAAUAAAUAAAGUAACUGUAAAUGUGUGCGAAGAAAAAAAAUUCUGUGAAUAAAGUUGUGACUGGAUUUUCGAACGGUAAAAUAGAUAAGAUUUAUUUUAAGAUAGCACAAUGACUCAGUUUUUAUCAAAAAGUUACCUAAAGUGCUUGAAUAAAUUCCUUUUGUCAUUAAAGCUUGAACCAUUUUUAUGGAGUUGCUUUUAAAUAAAUGGAUGGAUUUAAAAGAAAAAGGGUCUGCAGAGAAAUCUUG